Rubroshorea leprosula is the source of this 2291-nucleotide messenger RNA. Lineage: Eukaryota; Viridiplantae; Streptophyta; Magnoliopsida; Malvales; Dipterocarpaceae. The record is from the annotation of a GenBank genome assembly.
AACAGAGAGGGAGUAAGGUGUCUUACACUAAACAAACAGAUAUGUUUGGCACCGCUGCUACAACCACUACCGCCGCCGCCGCCGCCGCCGCCGCCGCAAACACUGCCCAAGCGGCGCGCACUGACUUAUUAUGUGCUUUUCGAAGGAACACUAUUGCUUCCUCUUCUUCUUGGUAUCAUCCGAUUGCGUGCAUUCAGGUUCAUUCUCCGUCGCUGUGGUCGAGCUGUGGUGGACCCAUCAGAGCCAUGGCUGAGUCUCAAACUCCUUCUGUUUCAAAAGACGAGGCCCAACCCUCCUAUCCGGGGAACAAACAAGCAUUGAUAUCUUUAUCGGACAAGAAGGACCUGGAAUUUCUUGGUAAUGAGCUUCAAGAAUUGGGAUAUAUGAUUGUUUCAACUGGAGGAACUGCAACUGCCUUAGAGAAUGCUGGCAUCUCCGUAACUAAAGUAGAACAGCUUACAUCUUUCCCAGAAAUGCUUGGUGGUCGUGUUAAAACCUUACAUCCCAACAUACAUGGGGGUAUUCUUGCUAGAAGAGACCAAAAGCAUCACAUGGAAGCUCUUAACAAACAUGGAAUUGGUACAUUUGAUGUAGUGGUGGUGAACUUGUACCCUUUUUAUGAUAAAGUUACUUCCACUGGAGGAAUUAAUUUUGAGGAUGGAAUUGAGAAUAUUGACAUUGGUGGCCCUGCCAUGAUUAGAGCUGCUGCAAAGAAUCACAAGGAUGUCUUGAUUGUUGUCGAUUCACAAGACUAUCCUGCUCUUAUAGAGUUUCUAAAACGAAAUCACAAUGAUCAACAGUUCCGUAGAAAGCUUGCUUGGAAGGCUUUUCAGCAUGUUGCUUCUUAUGAUUCUGCAGUUUCAGAGUGGCUAUGGAAACAGACAGUUGGAGAUAAAUUCCCUCCCAGUUUAACUGUGCCACUUUCCCUCAAAAGUUCACUUCGCUAUGGAGAAAAUCCCCAUCAGAAGGCUGCUUUUUAUGUUGACAAAAGCCUCUAUGAGGUCAAUGCUGGUGGUAUUGCAACCUCUAUUCAGCACCAUGGAAAGGAGAUGUCAUACAAUAACUAUCUAGAUGCUGAUGCUGCUUGGAAUUGUGUGUCAGAUUUUAAGAACCCUACAUGUGUGAUUGUAAAGCACACAAAUCCCUGUGGGGUAGCUUCACGUAAUGAUAUCCUUGAAGCAUAUAGGCUAGCUGUAAAAGCAGAUCCAGUGAGUGCGUUCGGAGGAAUUGUAGCCUUCAACAUAGAAGUUGAUGAGGCUCUUGCUAAGGAAAUCCGAGAGUUUAGGAGCCCAACAGAUGGUGAAACUCGGAUGUUUUAUGAGAUAGUUGUGGCUCCAAGUUACACAAAGAAGGGCCUUGAGAUCCUCCGUGGAAAAUCGAAGACAUUGAGGAUCCUUGAGGCUGAAAAGAAUGAGAAAGGAAAGCUCUCCCUUAGACAAGUUGGUGGUGGGUGGUUGGCUCAGGAUUCAGAUGACUUAGUCCCUGAAGAUAUCCAGUUCAAGGUAGUGUCUGAGAAGAGUCCACAAGAAAGUGAGCUUCAUGAUGCUGAAUUUGCUUGGCUAUGUGUAAAGCAUGUCAAGAGCAAUGCAAUUGUAAUUGCAAAGAACAAUUGUAUGCUGGGUAUGGGAAGUGGGCAGCCAAACCGCUUGGAGAGUUUGAGAAUAGCUCUAAGGAAAGCAGGUGAUGGGGUCAAAGGAGCAGCUUUGGCUAGUGACGCAUUCUUCCCAUUCGCUUGGAAAGAUGCUGUGGAAGAAGCCUGUGAAAGUGGGAUUGGAGUUAUUGCUGAGCCAGGCGGGAGCAUUAGAGACAAUGAUGCAAUAGACUGCUGUAACAAGUAUGAUGUUUCACUGCUUUUCACAAACGUGAGGCACUUUAGGCACUAAUUCUUGUAUCUCUUCUUGCCUUUUUGGGUUCAACCUUGUGCUUCAAUGUGGGCACUAGAACAUUCAAGUUUUGAUAUCUCAUUAUAUGUCAUCUUAAGAUAUUCCUCUUGAAGAUUCGCAGAAAGAUCUAUGAGAAAGGCAUUAAUGCCUACUGCCUACGCAUUUUUAUGACUUCUUCUUCCACUCAGUCUUGUGACUGUAUUAUUGAACAAGAAAGAUGAAAUUUAUGCCUAAUGUUGUUUUUUUUUUCCUUGUCAAUUUUACACUUCUUAAUUUCCAAAAUGAUGUGAAGAAGUAUGUACCAUAUAUCUUCAUGUGACAUGACCAUAUGAGUGAAGAAUUAACAUCUAAACAAGAUUAAGAACACCAUCAAGUUCUUUUAGGGGCAAAUCAAAAAACUAAAAACUU